AUUCGAGUGAUCUAUCAUUCCUUAUGUUCUUCUAGGCCCUAGUAGUACUAGAACUAGGUCUUGCCAAGAUCUAGUUGAGUUUGCUUUAACUAUCUAACUCUGCAGAUCAGAGGGUGCUGAAGCUCAUAAUCUUUUGAAUUUAGCCGCGUGUGAUUGAGUUCUGUCGAUGAGCAUCAUCCAUACCAAGAACUUCCUAUAACCAACGUGACAACUUGUUCAACCACCACCAUCAUUACGUCGAUUACAAUAUACCGACCACAACAUCACCAUAAUUGCUGCAUCACGACCAAAGAUGAUGAAUCUUCCAGGCGGCCAACAUUUUGGAGCUCCGCAGGAGCUGCAAGGAUCGGUUCCGGGACUGCUGGCGAUGCCCAUCGAGGAUCCGAAAUUAAUAGAGCAUUCCGAAGAUUUGGCGUCAGAAUACGUGAGCCUGGGCCCUUGGAUUCAGCCAGACGCAUUGCCGUUCUAUGUGGGGCGAACCGUGCGGCUGCCGGUGCAGGGAACUCCGAAUCCUCAGGUUGUCAUUAUGAUGAACCAGCAGCCUAUUGAAAUCGAGCAACCAGACGAUGAGCCAAGGCGCAUCCCAAAUGGUGAGAGUGUGGUCCAUUUAAUAAAUUAUGAUAUGAAUUUAGAUUCAAACUACAACAUCUUGGUCCAUUUCACUUCAUAUUGUGAAUCAUGUGACGAUGAUGAUGUCUACCUGAAACACACGUUGAAGGACAAUAUCGUUAAGCAAGGUUUCCAGAAAAAAAUAGCAAUGUAACCUGCCCAUUUUGGAAAGACCAUCUACAAGAGUAAUCCACAGGUGAUUCUCAUGUUCGCAACAGGUACCAUAACGCUUUCCAUAUUCGAGGUGCUUCCUGGGCCAAAGAUAAGGAGGGCAUAUUUCGAAGAUUUCGGUACGUGUGUUGACAUUCCGCGAGAAGUUAUGAACAAGCAUGAUACUCAAAGUGAUAGAUUUCGAUACACCUCAAUAGUUUUCGUCUUGUUAAUAGUAGCUCAUAUUGCUGCAUUAAAAUGCCGCAUCUUAAUCUGAUCAUCUUCAAAUCUUCGUACCGUUGCUAGUUGAAGCACUCUUUAAUAACCAGCAGUACAAGCAGGACAACUACUUAAGUACACAAACACAGAUACUCACUCCGAGUACUACUUACAAUGAGGCACUAGAAUGGUGUAUGACAGUGACAGCCUUCCUCCACUCUCAACUCGUAAUCGUUGUAACAAAAAUCUCUUCCUCCUCUAAGCAUGCCGCGCAAAUACAGCAAGACAUGUGUUCGCUUCAUAUUGCGGCUGAGGGAUUCAGCUUUUUCAAGUUUCUGACAGGCGAAGCUGAGAUGCACAACCAAUUUCCGCACUUGCCUUAUGAAAUUGACUCCACGCCAGUGCUGAUAGGGCACCCGCCACAGGUGAAAGCAUUAACCUAAUAGUGGUCGCACUUGUUAGCCGCUUGGGGCUCGGAACAACGAGUAAGGAUCGCAACAUGAAGCGGACACAUGACAUGGCGGUUAGUGCAAGGAUGGGGAUGCUGAGUCCAGCUGCCAGUGAUCAAGCCAUUUUCGACCGUCCUCAUCGUAAUCUUGCCGAAGAAGUAGAUGAUUGAAAUGGAUGAAUAGAAAUAGCAAUUACGUGGUCAAGACCAAAAACCUGUUGCACCUGCACCCUAACCCGAUGACGAUUCCACCCAUUCCGUGACGCAUUCAGAAGACCCUCUUACGCAGUAGGAGAUGUGCCCACACGCUUAUUGCACUAAUGCAAUUCUCGUCAUCAUCUAUGCAUUCGAUUAAGAUGUUCUUCUACUGCGGAGUACGCAGCAGUUUUUAUUUGCCAUCAUGGCAGGGGAGGUAGAACAACA
Molecule: messenger RNA, 1849 nt
Organism: Amoebophrya sp. A25
Lineage: Eukaryota; Dinophyceae; Syndiniales; Amoebophryaceae
Source: the annotation of a GenBank genome assembly